AUGGCGUCCUUCAGCAGAUCAGCCAGGGGCUUUACGGUGCCCGGUAGCAGGGCAUCGCCAUCUCGUCUUAUCCAAACGGCCUAUAACACAUCGCGAAGUCAUCCCAGCUCUGUCCCAGGACGGCGCAGCUUUCAUCUCAGCGCCGUGGGAGAUGCCGUCUUAUGGACAGCUGACAACAUCACCUUUAUCCACCACGCCGGACUGCCCUGGUACAUUUCCAUCCCCCUCGUAGCCGUGGGCGUCAACUUCUCGUUUCGACUCCCGAUUCAGUACUACACACGGCGCCUCGUUGUCACCAGAAACAGAUUGACUCCGCUGGUUACGGCCUGGAGCUCGCGACAUGCCAUGACGGUGAAGCACGGCCAGGGCGAGGAUGCAGAGCGGCUAUGGAGAUUGCGAGUUGCUGGCCUGACGGAGAGAUCUCGGUCAAGGAUAUAUAAGAGCUGGGGCGUGCAGAGAUGGAAGUCAUUUGCUCCCUUCCUGAGCAUGGCGCCCUUUAUCAUCGUAUCAGAAGCUCUACGACGGCUCUGUGGCGCCCCCACGGGAUGGCUUAGCCAUUCGUUCGGACUUGUGGACAUCCAGGCCGUUUCAUCAGCACUGGAGCUAUCUCGCCGCUAUCUUGACGAAUCCUUGAUGGACGGUGGUUGCCUCUGGUUCACAAAUCUCACAGCCAUGGACCCUUACUAUGCGCUUCCCGUCAUCUGCUCGGCACUGCUUGCGCGGACGUCAUGGGGCAGGCUACCAAAGGACCAGCUGAAGGCUUUGCUAAGCAAUUCGAACGGCAGUAGGCCGGACGCUUCUCUUAGUCCCCCUCUUUCCCAUCCUCUUUGCCGACCUGCCAAGCGCAAUCUUCUUAUACUGGGCAUCCACGUUUGCUCUCAACGACCUCAACGAGGCCAUCCUAGGAAGAUGGCUUCCAAAGGAGACGCAGAAACUAUCAAAACCCACUCAGAAGCCACUGGCAGCAUUACCAUAUCUACGAGGGACAGUAGAUUCCAAACAACAACCAGAUGCGAAUAGAUGAAUAGAAUUUGAUUCAACGCGCUAAAGAAAAAAA
Molecule: messenger RNA, 1057 nt
Organism: Trichoderma atroviride IMI 206040
Lineage: Eukaryota; Fungi; Ascomycota; Sordariomycetes; Hypocreales; Hypocreaceae
Source: RefSeq, a predicted model, not a curated record